Molecule: messenger RNA, 1395 nt
Organism: Lachancea fermentati
Lineage: Eukaryota; Fungi; Ascomycota; Saccharomycetes; Saccharomycetales; Saccharomycetaceae
Source: the annotation of a GenBank genome assembly
AUGGAACAAGACUACGACCAACAUGAAGGCUUCGAGGACGCCUCGUCCGACAUGCCGUCGCCCGUCGCCAGCGAGAACUCGCUUAUAUUUGAGCGCAGCGUCGAGGACCCGUACCAACAGGUGUAUAAGGCAGCUCCAGCGUGCCAGGCGUGCUCAAACGCCGAGUCGCUCUCGCGCACGCACUCGCGGUCGCUGUCGCGCACGCAAUCACGCAGGCUGUCGCGCACGCCCUCUCACUGCCCAUCGUCACGCUCCAGCUCCGUCGUCAACGUCGCCACGCUCAAUGGCUCCGACCGUGACAGCCUGUGCAGCGCGCCUGGCUUUCCAGGAGGCCUGCCUGCCGGCUGCAAGCACUCCUCGCACAACCACACGCUCGAAAACCUCGUCGCCCCCGCUCUCGAUGCCGGCACGGCUCUCGUCGAGGAGAACGACACCAACCUCGACAACGUCGAGAUGAUCUACUCUCGUAGGCCCUCUACGCUGGGUCUAGACCUCGCCCUCGGCCGCACCCGCACCAACAGCCACUACAACUUGCCCGAGCUCUCGCGCGCAAACACUUCGGCCAGCGUCGCUUCCAACAUCUCCAACGCCUCUGCAGCCAGCGCCCAAACCGAACGGCCCCGCGUGCUACGUUUCUACUCCUACGCAGACAUGCUCUCCGACGAAAACGCCAACCCUCGCAGGCCCUCCAUCACACAAUCUCUUUCCUCGACCUUUCUGCGUCAGCAAAACCCACAGCAACCUCAGCCUUUGCUUCACAACCCGUUUGCCUCUCCUAACCGCAGGGGUUCCAACUCUUCCAAUAUGAUGCCUCUGUCAUGCACCACCAGCAGGAACCUCCCCAACCACGUGCUGAAUCUUUCUCGGUCUCCUACCAACCGGGUAUCAACACCGGUUCUUUCCAACGGCAACGGCAACGGCAACGGCAGCGGCAACGGAAACCAUACAAACGGUCAGCAGUUGCUCACUCAACAGCUAGGCACCCCGCACGCAACCACUCGCAAAAGUACCGGUAAAUUCCAUCUGGAAAGUAGUGGUAGUGAUUGCUCUGCCAGCGAGGACGACUCUGACACAGAGAUGGCCACUUCUCCAAAUUCCCCAUCUCUCUUGUACAACGCUACAAACUCUCAAAACCUCUACAAUACUGUUACAGGUCCUCGCUUGUCACGCACUUCCACUCAGAACAGUUUCAAGAAAGUGGCCCCACCUUACAAAGUUAGAACCUACUCUAACGCCAGCGGCAUCUCUCCCUUCCUUAAUUCCACCAGGGCCGGUACUGCUGCUGUACCCGGGAAUGCUCAAAACAUGAACGAUCUUUUAUAUGACGAGUCCCUGAAGUCCGGUUCUGUUGGCGACGUCUUGAGGAGGAAAGUCAGCAAUACUAAUGACGCAUGA